AUGUGCAUGCUGCACGUAAAUGAUCGAUACCCUGCCCUCUCAGCAAAGUUUGGAAGGAUCCGCCCGGAUAGCCCCACUUGGGGUCAAAUGUAUUUGGCUAGUCUGGCCUCUGCUUGCCACGGUUCAAAAAAUCGAACCUCCGUUCACACUGUCAAUGGAAAGAUACAGGUAUAUCUCGCUUUCUUCAACUUGCCAGAUCCGCCUCUUGAGGCUUUUCGCCGGACGAGCAGAUGA
Molecule: messenger RNA, 234 nt
Organism: Pyricularia grisea
Lineage: Eukaryota; Fungi; Ascomycota; Sordariomycetes; Magnaporthales; Pyriculariaceae
Exons: 2
Coding region: 1-234 (77 amino acids)
Source: RefSeq, a predicted model, not a curated record